GUGGUGCAUUUGCCUCUGACGCCACUUAACUUUCUAGCUCUGGAGUGAGCUGACUUUCCCUGCCCUCACCCCUACCCCCAGGGACCUUAGCCAGAAUUAGAACGCAGGGGUUUCAGCCAAACCAUCCAGGAUCUAGAAAACAUGAAAAUCCCCGGAAUCCCAGUGUGGCCUGGGACUCAUUAACCGGGACUUGCAGAUGUAGUCGUUCAUAUUACCCCCAAAUUUCCCUUCCUUCCAAUCCCUCCUUCUAACCCGAGUGGGAGCUCCGCGAUGCUUUAGACUUCCGUGUGCCUGAAGAACCAACACCCCCCUCCCCGCGCCUCUCGGGCUCCGCUAACCCGAUUGCAGUUCUUCCAGAUUAAAACCAAGAAAAGAACUCGUUUAGGAAUUACUUUCCUUUGCCAACGCAGAACCCGAGCCCUGCGGAGCUCCCGGCGGCCAGGCCUCGAGGCGCUGCGGCCGCGCGGCGCGCCCCUGCCAGCGCGCACCAUGAACACCAUCGUCUUCAACAAGCUCAGCGGCGCCGUGCUUUUUGAGGACCGCGGUGCUGCGGAGCGGGAACGGGGCAGCCGGCCCUAUGGUGGCGUCCUGGACAGUGCCCACGCCCGCCCCGAGGUGGGCAUUCCGGACGGCCCGCCCCUCAAGGACAACCUCGGCCUGAGACACCGGAGGACUGGGUACGCGCACCCUCCCGGGACCCCCGCCCGCCUGCAGCCGGGACAGUGGGAGCGGGCCAGGCAGAACGGCGGGAAGGUGAGGCACAAGCGGCAGGCCCUGCAAGACAUGGCGCGGCCCCUGAAGCAGUGGCUCUACAAGCACCGUGACAACCCGUACCCCACCAAGACCGAGAAGAUCCUCUUGGCGCUCGGCUCGCAGAUGACGCUCGUGCAGGUGUCAAAUUGGUUUGCUAAUGCAAGACGUCGGCUUAAGAAUACCGUUCGACAGCCAGAUUUAAGCUGGGCUUUACGAAUAAAACUGUACAACAAGUAUGUUCAAGGAAACGCUGAGCGACUUAGUGUAAGCAGCGAUGAUUCAUGUUCUGAAGAUGGAGAAAAUCCUCCAAGAAACCACAUAAAUGAAGGGGGCUAUAAUAAUCCAGUUCAUCAUCCUGUGAUUAAAAGUGAAAGCUCAGUCAUAAAAGCUGGAGUGAGGCCAGAGUCACAGGCCAGUGAGGACUACGUAUCACCCCCCAAAUACAAGAGCAGCUUAUUGAAUCGUUACCUUAACGACUCCUUGAGACAUGUCAUGGCCACAAAUGCUGCCAUGAUGGGAAAGACAAGGCAAAGAAAUCAUUCGGGAUCUUUUAGUUCCAAUGAAUUUGAGGAAGAAUUGGUGUCUCCCUCAUCAUCAGAAACCGAAGGCAACUUUGUCUACCGUACAGAUUAUUUAACUGGAAAUCUUCAAGUGUCUACAAAUGUGUACAAGAUAUAUUAUCUGUGGGACACCUGGGUGGCUCAGCGGUUAAGUGUCUGCCUUCAGCUCAGGGCAUGAUCCUGGAGUUCCGGGAUCAAGUUCCACAUCGGGCUCCCUGCAGGGAGCCUGCUCCUCCCUCUGCCUGUGUCUCUGCCUCUCUCUCUGUGUGUCUCUCAUGAAUAAAUAAAGAAAUAAUCUUUUUAAAAAAGAUAUAUUAUCUGUAAGGAUUCAGAGAAAAUCUCAAUACAUUUUUAAAGACUUAACUUCACUUUCUGUUUGCAUCUCCAACUUCAAGGUUGAAAACAACUCCAAAUGCUCUGACAUACAAAAUUAGUCUUAUAAAUAAUAAUUGGGUCUAGUAAGAAGUAAAAGAUGAAAUAAAAGACUAUUUAGCUAAUAAAAAAAUUUUUUUUAAUUACAUAC
Canis lupus familiaris (dog) is the source of this 1836-nucleotide messenger RNA. Its product is annotated as homeobox protein Mohawk-like. Gene Ontology annotation, cellular component: nucleus. The transcript has 6 exons. Gene Ontology annotation, biological process: cell development; muscle organ development; regulation of transcription by RNA polymerase II. NCBI's taxonomy places the organism in Eukaryota, Metazoa, Chordata, Mammalia, Carnivora, Canidae. The coding region runs from base 490 to 1491 and encodes 333 amino acids. The record is from RefSeq and is a predicted model, not a curated record. Gene Ontology annotation, molecular function: RNA polymerase II cis-regulatory region sequence-specific DNA binding; DNA-binding transcription factor activity, RNA polymerase II-specific.